Molecule: messenger RNA, 1356 nt
Organism: Linnemannia hyalina
Lineage: Eukaryota; Fungi; Mortierellomycota; Mortierellomycetes; Mortierellales; Mortierellaceae
Source: the annotation of a GenBank genome assembly
AUGAGCGACCAUCACGAAGAACAGAUCAUCUCCUCAGAGCCCCUCAUCGAGUCCAUCGAUGAAAUUCAGGAAGACGGAUCCAUCAUCCGCAAGAAAAAGACCACCCGUAAAAUCACAAAGCGUGUCCUCACAACCACUUCCUCCGUCAAGGAAGUAACCGACAGCCAGCAGCUCACCCACAACCACAACCACAACCACUCUACAACCGCUUCAGCCUCAGAGUCCGGCGAGUCCACUCUCAAGGACUUCUCCGUUGGUUUUUCUGCAGAGUCAAUCGUAGCUGGAUCAUCCACUACUACCACUACCACCGCUACCGCCGCCGCGGCCGCCGCCGCCACCGCUACUAGCACCACCUCCUCCUCAACAACCGAGUCCGAUGAGGUGUCAGAGAAAUCUUCUACCGCCACUACUACGGACCAGACCAAACGCACUUUCAAGUUCGGUGGUGUUUUUGGCAAAGGAGAUGUCGAGAGCCAUCCCUUCUAUAGUUUCCUGGCAAAGUUUCCUCUUAAGCAGUCGCCCGCUCUCCAUACGCGUCUCCCCCUUGUCAAGCCUACCCUCUACGCGUUCGCUCCCGGCUGGAAGGUUGGAGAACAGGAGACCGAGAGGCAGGAGAACAAGGACACCGAAACUGAUAAGAAGAACAAGGAGACUUCUGUUGGAAGCUUUGACGUCGAUUCUCUUAAGUGGAUGGCGUACUUGAAGUUUAACCAGAUUGACUACGAUAUCAAGCCUGCGUUCGAACCAACAAUGUCGCCUUCAGGAAAACUCCCUUUCUUGGCACUCCCCAACGGAUCCUUGGUUACGGAUGAGGGUUUCGAACAAUGGGUUCAGGAGAACAAGGGUCAAUCCGACACUUCUGCAUCUUUGAACAUUCACGAGGCGGCUGAGGCAGUCGCUUUCUCUACUCUCGCAGAGUCCAAAAUCCAUGCCGCCCUUCAAUAUACCUUGUGGUUCGAGGCUCCUCACUUCCAGGGAACGACACGCCAACACUACUUUGGCCACCACAACUAUUACCUCGGCAAACUCCUCAACUACAUGUCCAAAUCCAAUAUUGUCCACUCUAUGCUCUUGACCAGGACUCAAAUCGACCGGGAGCUCAUCUUCGAGGAAGCCGCUACAGCGAUCGAGGCCCUUUCUGUUCAACUGGGCGAAAACGAAUACUUUUUUGGAAAGUCUACCCCCUCGAGUCUGGACGCCAUCGUGUUCUCGUACCUGCAUGUUAUUUUGACCUUGCCCAGGAUCCGCAACGCAGAGGAUGGUGGUCGGUCGGGCGAAUUGGCCCGCAUGGUCAAAAAGCACGAGAAUCUUUUCAAGUAUUCUCAGAACAUCUGGAAAAAGUCCUUUGCCGCAUAA